AUGCAUACUUCACAGACUACCUCCCCGGAGCUCCCGGAGGAAGUUUGGGAGAAGAUCCUAGGCUAUCUGGGCAGAAGGAAGUUUCUGGUCUCCGUAAUGACCACCAGUCGAUCAUUGUAUAACGUCGCAAAACGGUUGCAGUAUUCUGACUUAGCACUCAACUUCCUGCUCGGACAAAUCUAUACAGGCAGCACAGCCCGACCUAACGACUGUUUAGAGACACUGGCGAUAUGUACCUCGGCCUCGUCUCCCGCCAGGGCCGUGCGCCAUUUGGCCAUUUCGGAGAUAUCCUACGGUUCUGUUCCCGCACUUCUCACUCGAGCGUUGGCGAGCACUGCAGGACUCAAAUCCCUGGAUAUCCGAGUCAGCCAAGAUGUCCUCGAUGGCGAACCGCUCUUUUUGUCGACAGAUCCUCUAAUCACUUCGUCGACAUUUCUCCCCGAGCUUUCAGCACUAUAUACCAAUGAUACUCGGGUUGUCCUUGCUCUUGCUCCUAGACGACCCCUCUCAUCCAUCGCUUUGCCCGUGAAGAUGGACGCGACAGCAUACCACGCGAUCACAGACUCACUUUGCCAAUCGACGGCCAAAAUUACACAACUUUGCUUUUAUCUCGAGGUAGAAGAUAUAGAGGCUGCUUCGCAGUCGUUAGGAGCCAUCGCUCGAACAUUUCCGAAUGUGGCUCAACUUUGCCUCCAAUUUAGAUUGGCCAACGUCACUCCUGUCACUUGGGUUAUGCUGGAGCACACCAUCCAUCAGAUCGGCCCGUCACUUGUGCGAUUAAACGCGCUCAACGUGCUCAGUCUCGUGUAUUUUCCCGAGCCAGUAGAUAAAGCGGCAAGAUACGAAACAGAGACGAGAAGGCUUGCCAAUUUAAUCGUCGGCUCUGUGCCUCAAUUAAGGCGUGUCGAAUUGCGAUGGCACGGAUGGACAAUUUCCGGUGGCAGGUGGUCGCCCGUGGAUCAAAACCAUCUUCUUCGCCAACCGCAGAAAUGGCUGUAUACAGAAAGCCGAGAAAGGUCGUUAUUAUCUCGUGAGGUGAUUAUAUGA
Molecule: messenger RNA, 1047 nt
Organism: Fibroporia radiculosa
Lineage: Eukaryota; Fungi; Basidiomycota; Agaricomycetes; Polyporales; Fibroporiaceae
Exons: 3
Coding region: 1-1047 (348 amino acids)
Source: RefSeq, a predicted model, not a curated record